Gastrolobium bilobum is the source of this 1182-nucleotide messenger RNA. RefSeq lists its product as uncharacterized. Bases 228 to 764 code for a protein of 178 amino acids. The record is from RefSeq and is a predicted model, not a curated record. The transcript is spliced from 4 exons. Lineage: Eukaryota; Viridiplantae; Streptophyta; Magnoliopsida; Fabales; Fabaceae.
UAAAGCAAGUGUGGUUGGAACUUGCGGUUCAAUCUGCAUCCGUUUCCCUUCUUUAACAGCAACACCUUUUGUGUUCCUCUCUUCACUUUGUUCUUUCGAUUCAAUUAUUUUUGUUUCAGUAGCUGUGUACAGUGAAUCAAAACCAAACCUCAUCUCACCUCAUCUCGCCUCGCCUCGCCUCACAGGUUAUAACUGUGAAUAUUAAAAUCCAAGGAAGAAGAAAGAAGAUGAAGCACUGUGCCAUCCAAAACGUCGUCGCAUCAUGCGAAGAUAUGAACGGCAGAGACCCGGUGAUUUGCCCCAAGCCUCGUCGUGUCGGUCUCUUCAAUUUCGCCGUCACCGACCACCCUGCGAGAGCCCUCCGGUGGCAUCUCAGUUGCCAGGCUGAACCAUGUGAUUCAAAAUCAUCUGGCUCUAAUCCUUUGGAUACCAUUCUCACCAAGGAGGGUGAUUGUGAUAUAGAGCAAUCAUGUCCACUGGUAGCCUCGUCGCCCCCAUUUUUCUGCGGGUCACCGCCGAGCAGAGUAGCUAACCCAUUGAUUCAGGAUGCUAGAUUUGGGGAUGAGAAUUUCUCACCGCUUUCGCCGUCGUCGUGGGUGGUGAUUCCUUCCCCGUCGUCGGGUCUGCCACCGUCUCCGUCAUCCUCGGCAAGGAAAGGAGGUUGUGUGCGAUCCAAUUUUGGUAGCAAUCCGGCUGUGAGAGUCGAGGGUUUCGAUUGCCUUGACAGGGACAGGCGAAAUUGCAGCAUCCCUGCUCUUGCUUAGAAUAACAACAACCCCCACACACGUCUUGAGAUUAGAAUUAAAUUCACACCAUAAUUAUAACCCACACACAAGAAGAAUCUUGAUACCUACGGCAAAAGAGGAAUUUUUGGGUCUAUUGAGUCUCUCUGAAGAGGAACAGAUAAAAGUUUAUCUUGUGCCUGUUUUGUAAAUAUUGUCAGUUAAUCAACUAGUGUAUGUAAAUGUCAAUAGGGUGUCUUGUUUAGGAAUAUCGUCCGUUCCCUCAAAUAAUACGGUCAAGGUUACAGUUGAGGGUUAAUUUGGGUGUUAGAUUUCGCCCUGGCCCCUCUCUUAGUGUCUAAUGCCCCAUUCUCUUCUGUAAAGUAGAAUUAGUGUCUUAAGUCUUUAGAGGAUGGGAAUCUUUCUUUUUUAUUUUGUUUUUAAGGAUCUUUGAAUUGUA